UCGCUGUCAGAGGAAAAAAAUCGUAUCCUAUAUUACGUCUAGUUCUUUUUUAUAUCAAUAUAAUCUUAAGUGCGAUAUCAAUCGAGUGAUAACUUACGAAUUUCAACUGACGUCACAGCUGCUUUUAAAACGGAUUUAUUUGAAUCAAUUUUUACUUUUGUUCGGUAAAGGUGUUAUAAUACUCUAGUGGAAUUUUCACGCAUGCUUUUAGAUAGUCUGCAGUGGUGCAGUCGAUCGUUUUAUUGAUUCUUUAAAGUGGACUGUAACAUUAACAUCAAGAUGUUGGAUCACGCGGAAGAUAUGUCACCCAGAGAAAUGACUAAAACGUUUAAAUUGGAUUUAACUGAUAAUUAUCAUCGGUAUUUAAGAAUAGCAGCUGAUGAAAACGACGAUAAAUACUCUUUUAAUGAGCCUCCAGAAGUCAAAGGAUAUGAUGCAACUCCUGAUAGUGGUGUUCAUGAUUUAUCAUCUAUGUACCCAGAGCAGAGAGCUAAAUUAGAGGAAGAAUUAAAAAAUGAAUUGGCCAAAACAGAAGAUGAAAUAGUAACCUUAAGACAAGUAUUAUCAGAUAGAGUAAGACAUGCUCAAGAAUUAAAACGUAAAUUGGGUAUAACUCCAUGGAAAGAAUUUAAGGAUGAUAUGGAACAAGGCUUUCGCAAUAUUCAAGAAUCUUCGGCGUAUAAGGAAGUUGGUACCAAGUUGACUGAGUGGAACAGUGCUGUUGUCAGCGCUCCUAUCUUGCCAGGAAUCUUCAGCUCUACAGCUUAUCAGAAGACUAGUUCAACAUUAAAAACUGCAGGAGAGAAAACUACAACAGCUAUAGGAACUAUCAGUGCAAGUGUUACAAAGAAGUUAAGUGAAGUCAAAAAUUCAACUGCAUUCAAAUCUUUUGAAGAAAAAGUUGGAUCUGCAUAUUCUAAUGUUAAGACUAAAAUGGCUGGAUCUCGCAGUAAUAGUGUGAAUAGCUUUGAAGAAGCAUUGAGUAAUGCUGAGGGAAGGUCUUCAAAGGUAGCAUCUCCUGCAACAACUCCAGUCAUUCCAGAAGGAAAACCACUAUCCUAAACUUUCCAUUUUGGCAGAUGUUAUCCAUAGAAAAAAAAAAAUUGAUAUUUACUAGUAAUCAUGUUUCAAGCAUGUAUAUAUAUAAAAGAAGUGGCAAAAAAAUGUAAACUUGAUUUUUUGCUUCAUUUCUAAUAAAUAAAUUUCCUUUUCUAUUUAUUAAAAUUUUAUUCUAAUUCCUGUAAAAAUCUUAUCAAAUUUAUAUUAAUUUUUAAAUAAUUAAUUUUUCAUGGUAUCCAUUCAUUAGGUCACAGAAUCAUAAAAUGCAUAUAAACAAUGUUUGUUGAACUUCUUUCCAUGUAUACACUCUGAGAGUGCAAGCAAAAAAAAAAAAAAACUUUGCAAUUAGAAUAUUUAAUCUGUUUCUAAAACUUACCUUUUGUGAUCUUUGAAAAAUAAAUUCAUAUAUAUUUCUAUUUUAUGCAUUUUUCUUUAUUUCUGCUGCUGUUAAUUAAAAUUCAUAUUUUGAAAAAUUUCUUCUUUUUCAUAAUUUUAAUAAUUCAUAUAUUACUAAUAUGGUUAAGGAAGGUAGUGGCUGUAUAAUAUAUGUCAAAUGUAUAUUUUGUUGUUUAAAUUAUUGGACAAUUAUUAGUCAAAAAAUAUAAUUAAACAGUUGUAAAGGAAUUUAUCUUUGUGAUUAUCAUCAGUACUUACCAACUUUAAUGUAAAAGAUAAUAAACCAAUUUCAUUCUGAAAA
Molecule: messenger RNA, 1756 nt
Organism: Centruroides sculpturatus (bark scorpion)
Lineage: Eukaryota; Metazoa; Arthropoda; Arachnida; Scorpiones; Buthidae
Product: tumor protein D54-like
Exons: 8
Coding region: 280-1062 (260 amino acids)
Cellular component (GO): cytoplasm
Source: RefSeq, a predicted model, not a curated record